Molecule: messenger RNA, 1557 nt
Organism: Abrus precatorius (Indian licorice)
Lineage: Eukaryota; Viridiplantae; Streptophyta; Magnoliopsida; Fabales; Fabaceae
Product: probable polygalacturonase
Exons: 5
Coding region: 26-1423 (465 amino acids)
Biological process (GO): carbohydrate metabolic process
Molecular function (GO): polygalacturonase activity
Source: RefSeq, a predicted model, not a curated record
AUUCCUUUCUCUCUUUCAUAAUAUAAUGCAUAACUUUACCAAUGCUUUCAUCAUUAUUAUGAACCAACGCUCUCAAAAAAUGCUUCUCUCACCUUCGUUUUCAUGCACUCUGCUCUUCCUCUUCUUCUUCUUUCACUUUGUAGCGGCGGCGAAUUCUUCGGCGGCAACAUGUUCCGAUAUGUUGCCGCUGAGAUACCGCAGCGACAAGAUUUCCUUAACGGACUUCGGUGGCGUCGGCGAUGGGCGCACGCUGAACACGAAGGCGUUCAGAGAAGCCAUAUACCGCAUUCAGCACCUGAGAAGGCGCGGUGGCACGCUCCUUUACGUGCCUCCGGGGGUUUACUUAACAGAGAGCUUUAACCUCACUAGUCAUAUGACUCUCUAUCUAGCUGCUGGUGCUGUUAUUAAAGCCACACAGGAGUUGUGGAAUUGGCCUUUAGUUGCACCCUUACCAUCUUAUGGAAGAGGGAGAGAGCUCCCUGGAGGAAGGUAUAUGAGUUUUAUCCAUGGAGAUGGACUUAGUGAUGUAAUAAUCACAGGUGAGAAUGGGACAAUUGAUGGGCAAGGAGAUGUGUGGUGGAAUAUGUGGAGGCAGAGAACACUUCAGUAUACAAGACCAAACCUUGUUGAAUUUAUGAAUUCCAGAGAUAUUAUUAUUUCAAAUGUGAUUUUCAAGAAUUCUCCCUUCUGGAAUAUACACCCAGUUUAUUGCAGCAAUAUUGUUAUUCGAUUUGUCACAAUCUUGGCUCCUCGUGACUCUCCGAAUACUGAUGGAAUUGAUCCAGAUUCAAGCUCAAAUGUAUGCAUAGAGGACUCAUAUAUAUCAACAGGAGAUGAUCUUGUGGCUGUGAAGAGUGGGUGGGAUGAGUAUGGUAUAGCAUAUGGUCGUCCUAGCCACGGUAUCACCAUUCGGCGUCUAACAGGAUCCUCUCCAUUUGCUGGCAUUGCAAUUGGCAGUGAAACCUCUGGUGGGGUGGAGAAUGUGCUAGCUGAACACAUCAACCUCUUCAACAUGGGGGUUGGUAUCAACAUUAAGACAAACAGUGGUAGAGGAGGGCUUAUCAAGAAUAUAACAGUGAGUCAUGUGUAUGUGGAAAAUGCAAGGCAAGGAAUAAAAAUUGCAGGUGAUGUGGGGGGUCAUCCAGAUGGAAACUUCAAUCCUAAUGCUCUCCCAGUUGUCAAGGGUAUCACGAUUAAUAAUGUUUGGGGAGUGAAGGUUCAGCAAGCAGGUUUGAUACAUGGGUUGAGAAAUUCCCCUUUCACUGAUAUUUGUCUAUCUGAUAUCAACCUUCAUGGUAUGCAAGGUCCUAAAUCUCCUUCUUGGAGGUGUUCUGAUGUGUUUGGAUUUGCUCAUCAGGUUAGUCCAUGGCCAUGUUCUCAGCUUAGUAGCCAAGAGUCUGGAUCAUGUACCAUUUACUCUUGAGAUUAGAGAUUUUCUCUCUCUUUGGAUAUUGUCGUAAUUAAGUGCUUCUUCUAUUGAUUUAUUAUAAUACAGAUCAAUGAAUUCACCCCCAUUUGAUUUAUAUGAUGUGCAUGUAAAUUUAGUCAAACAUGUUG